GUUAACAUUUAAGUAUUCUUGAUGCAUGGCCAGAACAAGUGAUACUGUCCCUCUUUUUCCUCUGUAGACUAGAGGAGUUUUUUAUAUACAUAAGAUGUCUUUGGAACACUCUUACUUCUCUCUUUUUGCUCUGCUCAUGUUCAGAGAAAACUGUUCACUGGGAAGUUCAUGAUAUGGGACUGGGAACAAGGGUGGGAUGAAGAAGGACAGGGAAGAGGAGGCACAGUUGAUAAAGUAUCCUAGUGAUGCAUCUCCAGAUGAAGGGGUAGUAGAAGAUCUGCCUUUGAUAGACGAGAAAGCUGUGGAGCAGCUGACUGAAGGACUGCUUUCUCAUUAUCUGCCUGAUCUUCAGCGAUCAAAAUCAGCACUACAGGAACUUACACAGAACCAAGUGGUAUUGUUAGAAACAUUAGAACAGGAGAUUUCAAAGUUCAAAGAGUGUAACUCCAUUCUUGAAAUCGAUGCUUUGUUUUCAGAAGCUAAACACUAUCACAGCAAGUUGGUGAAUAUUAGAAAUGAAAUGAUGAUGCUCCAUGAGAAGACAACAAAGCUAAAAAAAAGAGCACUGAAGCUGCAACAAAAGAGGCAGAAGGAAGAACUAGAACGAGAACAACAACGUGAGAAGGAACUUGAAAGAGAGAAGCAGUUAACAGCAAAACCUGCUAGGAGGAUUUGAAAGCAGAGCAUGCAACAAUCUCUCUGAAUUAAUAGCUUCUGGAUUUUCUGGAAUUACGGCAGAUGCCUCUCAAAUGAGGCUAUAGCUGUUACUAGCAACAAUCUACUUUCUAGUAUUAUAAAGUCCAGAAUGGUAAUAAUAGGGUGGGUAACAUGCAGAUUUUUUCAUUUCAGCCAUUCAAGUUGCCUUCUUUUGUAAUAUUAUGCAGUUUGAUAUAUAAUGUAAGUUAAAUUUUGUAUAUCUAUGUGUAUAUAGGGGAACUUGGGCUUCACAGUUCUAAAUACCUAUAAUUUUUUUUUCAUCUGUUGUUCUUGUGUUUAGAAUUCUGAGAUACUCUUGGUGACUGGCACAUACACACAACACAAUACCAGUUAAAGUUCAGUUCUCAUCACCAGACUUCAGUGGCUGCCCAUUUCACAGUUGAGAUCUCUUUGGGUUCAUAAGUACUGACUCUUUGUGCAGUCUCAGUUUGGUCUAUGUCUACUGAACUGAAGAAAGUUCCAGUGUAUUUCCCUUAAAGCUCACUUUACUGCAGCAGUCUUUCUCUUUUUUUUGCUUUAUGUAACUUCUGAUUAAAUUCUCAGCUGGAUUGGUGCGGGAGGGAAGCAGGACACUAAAGGUCUCAAAACUGAUUUGUGCACAAUGCAAAGAUGAAUGAAUUUGUGCUUCCACAAACAUUGGAGUCAAACCAAGAAUCUCUUACUUAUGUAAUGGUCCAGCAGGAUGACUGUGUGGUCCAUGCAGAUUUCUGGAAGAUUAGAAGGUGUAGUUUCCUCAUUCUGUGUGAUGAAAUAAAACACAACCAAAAUGCAACAAUUUCCACUUCACAUGAGUUGCAGUUACACAUAGGGAAAACUACUGCGUUUGUUUUUUUUUCCUUAACCCAUGUUUCACUUGCACUUCAGGGCUGUGUAAGAGAAUUUCUGUUACACUGUCCUUGCCCAAGUUGGCGAUUAGUAGUGUGUACUGAUGAUACAUGUGGAAUAGAGGCUGAUGACCUUUUCUCUGAAUGUAAUUGCUCUCUUGCAGCACUUGGUGUGAGCUCCCAUUCAAAUGAAAAUACAUGUUGUCUAGACUGGUGAAAGAACUUAAACUAUUGGUUCCUACAAUCUAAGAAACUGCUUAUUUUAUAUCUGUGGUGAUUUUUUAGUACUGUACAAUUGGUGUGUUUUGAAGUAAGGUGAAGGGUAAUCCAUGUAAACUUUUACAUAAGAUCUCUAUGGUGAGGUAUCAGAGGGCGUCAGUCAAUUUUUUUUACACAGUGUGCACCUACUUGCACUCUUCUGUAUUGCAAUUUUCUGAGCUUAUUUCCUGUUCUUGUCAUGUUUUUCUGUGAAAGACACUUUAAUGAGUAAUCACCCAACAUGAAAGGUAAACUGGGAUAAUGUUUUGGAGCAAGGAGAACAAAGUACUUGAAGUAGUCUGAAGAGACACUGAAAUGCUGUUACAGGAGCAGUAAUAGAUUAAAAUUUUUCACAGGUACUUUUCCUGUAAGUUGACUGGUGUCUGUUCAUUGCCAGUGGAUUGUUGGUGUGUGCUGCGGUUUGUAUUUCUAAGAGAAAUGUACAGAAUUUCCACAGUCCCUUUUUGGAGUGGAAUGUACAUGACUAAAUGUUAUUUUAAUAUUUUAUUUUGUAAUUUAAUUUCAAAACUAGAUUCUGGGAAUUUAAACAGUUCCUCCUAAUGUAUAACGUGAAACUAGAUGCCUCAGUAUCCAAAUUGGGAUUAAA
Messenger RNA from Pezoporus occidentalis (night parrot), 2406 nucleotides. RefSeq names its product biogenesis of lysosomal organelles complex 1 subunit 6 (gene BLOC1S6). Gene Ontology annotation, biological process: intracellular transport. Gene Ontology annotation, cellular component: transport vesicle; BLOC-1 complex. The transcript is spliced from 5 exons. NCBI's taxonomy places the organism in Eukaryota, Metazoa, Chordata, Aves, Psittaciformes, Psittacidae. The record is from RefSeq and is a predicted model, not a curated record. Bases 197 to 676 code for a protein of 159 amino acids.